AUUUACCAAACAAACAAAGCAUAAAGCUCUCUCCUUUUUGCAAUACGUGAGGUUUUUAGAGAGAGAGAGACAACAAAAUUUGUCUUAGUUUUCCAUUUGUGGGUCUGAAUUUUAACACAACCUUCCUCCUCCUCCUCUUCUUCUUCAUCCCAACCUCUUGCUCCGACCACCGCCUCAAUCUCCGCCGCCAACCACCGCCAAAAGCAAGAACAAUCUUCAUUUGGUGGAAUUUCCUUGGUGGGUUAGAAAAAACACUAAAGAAAACAGCUAAAGUCAGUGUGGUGUAACUCCAAGAAUGUAUGGAGAUUGCCAAGUGAUAUCAAGCAAUAUGGGAACAAACAUAAACCCUAAUUUCAAUUUCAUCUCCAAUUUCCAACACUUUUCUUCCAUAUUGCCUAAGGAGGAAAAUGGGGUAUUGAGAGGGAAAGAAGAUAUGGAAAGUGGGUCUGGAAGUGAGCAGCUUGUUGAAGAACAUCAAGGAAUAAUUGAAAUGGAUAGCAAUAAUGAUAAUGUUCUUCACCAAAAUUUGAAGAAGAAACGCUAUCAUAGGCAUACUGCUCGUCAGAUCCAAGAAAUGGAGGCUUUGUUUAAGGAAUGUCCACACCCUGAUGACAAGCAGAGGCUUAAACUUAGCCAAGAACUCGGACUCAAACCUCGUCAAGUUAAGUUUUGGUUCCAAAAUAGAAGAACCCAGAUGAAGGCACAACACGACAGAGCUGAUAAUGUGAUACUUCGAGCUGAAAAUGAAACCUUAAAAAAUGAGAAUUAUAGACUGCAAACUGCCCUAAGAAACAUCAUAUGCCCUAGCUGUGGAGGGCAGGGUAUCCUUGGGGAACCCAGCUUGGAUGAACAGCAGCUUCGUCUCGAGAAUGCUAGGCUUCGAGAUCAGUUGGAACAAGUUUGCUCGUUGACCACAAGAUACACUGGUCGCCCAAUUGAAGGGAUGCCCAUGCAACCAUCUUUGGAUUUGGACAUGAAUAUAUACUCGAGGCAAUACACGGAGGCCAUGGUUUCGUCCUCCGACAUGAUGUCGAUGCCCUCGAUGCUCCCGCCUGAGGCUGCCCACUUCUCGAAGGGCGACCUAUUAAUUGAUGAGGAAAAGACACUGGCAAUGGACCUGGCUGUGUCGUCCAUAGCUGAACUUGUUAAGAUGUGUCGCUCGACUGAGCCUCUUUGGGUUCGAGAUAGCGAGAGCGGUAAGGACAUUCUAAAUGUCGAAGAGCAUGCUAGGAUGUUUCCAUGGCCAUUGAACCUCAAGCAACACUUGAUCAAUGAGUUUAGGACCGAAGCCACUCGUGACAAUGCCGUUGUUAUAAUGAAUAGCAUUAAUCUUGUCGACGCCUUUCUUGAUGCCAACAAAUGGAUGGAAUUAUUUCCUUCAAUUGUGGCCAAAGCAAGAACUAUUCAAGUCAUUUCAUCAAGUGUUUCAGGCCAUGCCAGUGGUUCCCUUCAGCUGAUGUAUGCAGAACUUCAAGCCCUUUCUCCGCUUGUUCCGACGAGAGAAGCUCACUUUCUCCGAUGCUGCCAACAGAACAUCGACGAAGGAAGCUGGGCCAUCGUCGAUUUCCCAAUCGACACCUUUCACGACAGCCUUCAGCACUCGUUUCCGAGAUACAGAAGAAAGCCCUCUGGUUGCAUUAUUCAAGACAUGCCCAAUGGAUACUCUAGGGUUACAUGGGUGGAGCAUGGAGAGAUAGAAGAGAAGCCAAUCCAUCAAAUACUCAAUCACUUUGUGCAUAGUGGAAUGGCUUUUGGGGCACACCGUUGGUUGGCUAUCUUACAAAGGCAAUGUGAGAGAAUUGCAAGCCUCAUGGCUAGAAACAUCUCUGAUCUUGGAGUAAUACCUUCACCGGAAGCUAGACAAAACCUAAUGAAACUAGCACAAAGAAUGAUCAGAACUUUCUCCGUCAACAUAAGCACCUCCGGUGGCCAGUCGUGGACGGCGUUAUCUGAAUCUCCUGACGAUACUGUUCGUAUAACCACACGAAAAAUUAUCGAGCCUGGCCAACCUAAUGGGGUUAUUCUCAGCGCCGUCUCGACCACUUGGAUUCCUUAUCCUCAUUAUCGAGUCUUCGAUCUUCUUCGAGACGAACGUCGACGAUCUCAGCUAGAGGUUCUUUCAAAUGGGAAUUCGCUGCAUGAAGUUGCUCACAUUGCCAAUGGCUCUCACCCUGGAAAUUGCAUCUCUCUUCUUCGUAUUAAUGUGGCUAGCAACUCGUCCCAGCACGUCGAGCUAAUGCUGCAGGAGAGCUGCACGGACCAGUCCGGCAGCCUCGUCGUCUACACAACAAUCGACGUCGAUUCAAUUCAAUUAGCCAUGAGUGGAGAAGACCCAUCUUGCAUUCCUCUCCUCCCCAUAGGAUUUUCCAUUGUCCCUGUCGUCGGGUCUACCAUUGACGGACAUCCAUCACCACCACAAGAAGACAGUGUAGCUAACUCCGGCUGCCUCCUUACCGUCGGCCUGCAAGUUCUAGCCAGCACUAUUCCAUCAGCAAAGCUCAACCUAUCAAGCGUCACUGCCAUCAACAACCACCUAUGUAACACGGUGCACCAAAUCAACGCCGCUCUCGGCAGCCCGGCUAAUAUCGAGAACGGUAAUACCAUUGCUGAGCCUAAUAAUGCACCGGCGCCGGCACCGGCGCCAACACCCAAGCAAUAAGCCUUUGCAUGGUAGGCAAAGAAACAAGUGAGCUGCCAAUUACCCAAAAUCUCCCUCCCUCAUGCCACCCAUGACGUAGAUUCCAAGGGUAUUUUCGGUAACAUGAAAAAGAUCUAGGGUUUUUGAGUGGGAGAUUGUGGAUAAUUGGUAGAGAGAGAAGGUAAAUUAGUUUAAAAAAAAAAGUGUAAUUAAUUAAAAUUAUAGGAGUAGUUUUUGGUGGGUAAAUAAGAGAGAGAAAUAGGGUAGAUUUGAUGUGUGGAUGUGGAUCAGGGUGUAGGGUUAUUGUGGAAGUCAAGAACGCACCAGAUAAAACCCUUGGUCCCUGACAAGGCUGUCAGAAAGUGGGGCCUUGUCCAGUCAGCAAGGGUGGUGGUUCGGGCAUUGACUUCUUCUGCUUAAAUUGUGUGUCAGUCAGACGGCGUCGUUUCAGUUGCUUUUCAAUUCUUUUUUUUUAUUUAGAUGAAUUAUUAUGACUCUGAAUUUAUUGCUUC
Molecule: messenger RNA, 3150 nt
Organism: Cucurbita maxima (winter squash)
Lineage: Eukaryota; Viridiplantae; Streptophyta; Magnoliopsida; Cucurbitales; Cucurbitaceae
Product: homeobox-leucine zipper protein HDG5-like
Exons: 12
Coding region: 296-2659 (787 amino acids)
Biological process (GO): regulation of DNA-templated transcription
Molecular function (GO): DNA binding; lipid binding; DNA-binding transcription factor activity, RNA polymerase II-specific
Source: RefSeq, a predicted model, not a curated record